Saccostrea echinata is the source of this 1452-nucleotide messenger RNA. Its product is annotated as ras-related and estrogen-regulated growth inhibitor-like protein. Lineage: Eukaryota; Metazoa; Mollusca; Bivalvia; Ostreida; Ostreidae. The record is from RefSeq and is a predicted model, not a curated record. The transcript is spliced from 4 exons. The coding region runs from base 465 to 1172 and encodes 235 amino acids. Gene Ontology annotation, molecular function: GTP binding; GTPase activity.
AUUUGCCUCUCACAGUCAGUGGUAAUCCUAUCGUCUGCGCAGUGAGGGGGAUUCAUUAAAAGGUGUAAGUGGGUAAAGGUUCAGUUGCGAAUGUCACAACGUUAAAAGCAGACGAUGAAAAGAACGUUCGCUACCAAGCUCGUUCUCAUAGAUAGUUGUACCUAAAGCCUGGCACAUUCUACAUGAUGUCAAUUGCAUUUACAUUAAAGCAGCUGAAACUGCUUUCAUCUGCAAUGGGAAUUUACUUGAAUUCAAACAGAUUGUCCUGAAAAACAAAUUUUAAUUGCGAAAAUUUACCAAACUGUCGCCAGUGUCCAAUCUGUAUCUAUGGAUAUUCAAUGCCAAUGCGACGCAAUGUGAUGCAAUUAUAGAAAUUGGUGUUAGUAAAAAUUACUUAUUUUGUGAAAAGCGGAUGCAUUACUUUUACAAUUCAAAAUUAUUUUAGUCUCAAUAAAUAAUGCCGGAUGCCUUUUUCAAGUCAUCUUGAUAAAGACCCCAAGCCUGAAAUGGAUGACUCCAGGCUACCAAAGGGAGGUCAUCACACAGGAAAGGAUAUAAAUAUUGUAGUUAUUGGAGUCAAAGGAGUAGGAAAAUCUGCUCUGACAGUGCGCUUUAUGACAAAGAGAUUCAUCGGAGACUAUGAUUCUCAGAUUGAGGCUGUAUACACGAAGCAGUGUUCUUUGGACGGAAAGACAAUCACAGUGCACAUUCUGGACACCGCCUGGCAGGCCAACGGAUUCACCAUCAAAGACGACCAAAUAGUUUGGGCAGACGCAAUUAUGAUGGUUUACUCCAUUACUGAUAAAGAAAGCUUUGAAAAACUGAAGGAAUUUGCUGAUUAUGUAAUUGCCAAGAAGACAGACAGUAAAACUGUCAUGGCACUCAUCGCUAAUAAAAGUGAUCUCGUUCAUAUGAGUACUGUUACAAAUGUUGAAGCCACGCAGUUCUGUGCAGAAUACAAUUGCUUAUUCUUUGAGACUUCUGCAAGUGAAAGCUAUAAUUCGGUGACAAAUGCGUAUAUUUCAGUUUGUCGGCAAGUGAAAUUGACACAUAAAAAGAGGGAAAAAAUUUCAAAGUUUAUGCAGAAUCCCGCCAUUAAAGCUAAACUUCAGAUUCGAAAUCCAAUUCGAGGCUUAGAGAUGAAAUGGAGGUCACGUGCCCCGACCAUGUGACAAAGUCAUAAGAAUUCCUCGUGAACUAAGAAAAAGGAAGAAACUACAAUUUACAUGUACUUGUAGAAUGCGAAUUAAUUCAUAUUCAACAUGUGAUAAAGUGCUGAUGGCACUAUCAUUUUUGACAGACUUUUUAUUGUGAUUGAAGGAAGUGAAAUUCAUAUGAUUCAUGUACACCACACUAUUCUUAUUUUAUUCUCUUCAUAAUCGUUUUACGAAAAAUCAAAUAUUCAUAAAUAAUAUUCUGUUAUUCAUAUUAAGAAAUAAAAUAUGAACUUAA